Tripterygium wilfordii is the source of this 3287-nucleotide messenger RNA. Its product is annotated as probable UDP-N-acetylglucosamine--peptide N-acetylglucosaminyltransferase SPINDLY. Gene Ontology annotation, molecular function: protein binding. The transcript has 17 exons. Lineage: Eukaryota; Viridiplantae; Streptophyta; Magnoliopsida; Celastrales; Celastraceae. Bases 1 to 2673 code for a protein of 890 amino acids. The record is from RefSeq and is a predicted model, not a curated record.
AUGGCAUGGACUGAGAAAGAUGUUGAUGAUGGGAGUGAAAGACACCCAAUUCGAGAGAAUGGUUUCUUGAAAGGAUCACAACCUUCAACUGGUACUGGUGGGUCUCCUGUUAGUAUUGCUUCAGUACAAAAGGGGUUUGAAGUGAAGGACACACUUUCUUAUGCCACCAUUCUUCGAUCCAGGAACAAGUUUGUUGAUGCACUUGCUCUGUAUGAUAGUAUAUUGGAGAAAGAUAGUGGAAAUGUUGAAGCCCACAUUGGAAAGGGGAUAUGCCUGCAGAAGCAGAAUACGGGAAGGCUCGCUUUUGACAGUUUUGCAGAAGCCAUCAGGCUGGACCCCCAGAAUGCAUGUGCCCUCACCCAUUGUGGAAUUUUGUACAAAGAUGAAGGCCGCCUGGUAGAGGCUGCAGAGUCGUAUCAGAAGGCCCUAAAAGCAGAUGCUUCCUAUAAACCGGCUGCAGAAUGCCUAGCCAUUGUUUUAACUGAUCUGGGAACCAGUUUAAAGCUUGCUGGAAAUACUCAAGAGGGAAUACAGAAGUAUUAUGAGGCGCUUAAAACAGAUCCACAUUAUGCUCCUUCCUAUUAUAACCUUGGGGUUGUCUACUCUGAAAUGAUGCAAUAUGAAACAGCUCUUAGUUGCUAUGAGAGGGCAGCACUUGAAAGACCCAUGUAUGCUGAAGCAUACUGCAAUAUGGGUGUCAUCUAUAAAAACCGUGGUGAUUUGGAGUUAGCCAUAGCCUGUUAUGAGAGGUGUCUAGCUGUAUCGCCAAACUUUGAGAUAGCAAAGAAUAAUAUGGCAAUAGCCUUGACAGAUUUGGGAACAAAGGUUAAAUUGGAGGGAGACAUCAAUCAAGGUGUGGCAUAUUACAAGAAGGCCUUAUAUUAUAAUUGGCACUAUGCUGAUGCAAUGUAUAAUCUUGGGGUUGCUUAUGGUGAAAUGUUGAAGUUUGACAUGGCAAUUGUUUUCUAUGAACUUGCUUUCCACUUCAAUCCACAUUGUGCAGAGGCAUGCAACAAUUUAGGAGUUAUAUAUAAAGACGGUGACAACCUUGAUAAAGUUGUGGAGUGCUAUCAGAUGGCAUUGUCAAUCAAACCAAACUUCUCACAGUCAUUGAACAACCUUGGUGUCGUGUACACUGUCCAGGGGAAGAUGGAUAUUGCUGCAAGCAUGAUUGAGAAAGCUAUCAUGGCAAAUCCCACAUAUGCAGAAGCCUAUAAUAAUCUAGGGGUACUUUACAGAGAUGCUGGAAGUAUAGCUCAGGCUAUUGAUGCUUAUGAGAAAUGCCUUAAGAUAGAUCCUGACUCUCGCAAUGCAGGACAGAAUCGAUUGCUUGCAAUGAACUACAUAGAAGAGGGACAUGAUGAUAAACUCUUCGAGACUCACAGGGACUGGGGUAGGCAAUUUAUGAGGCUAUACCCACAGUACACUUCAUGGGACAAUCCAAAAGAUCGAGAAAGACAACUUGUGAUUGGAUAUGUUUCUCCAGAUUAUUUUACACAUUCAGUAUCUUAUUUCGUCGAGGCUCCUCUUGUUUACCAUGACUAUGCAUUAUACAAGGUGGUGGUUUAUUCAGCCGUCGUGAAGGCAGAUGCAAAAACUAACAGAUUUAAGGAGAAAGUCCUUAAAAAGGGUGGGAUAUGGAGAGAUAUAUAUGGGAUUGAUGAGAAGAAGGUAGCAAGCAUGGUAAGAGAAGAUAAAGUUGAUAUCUUGGUAGAACUUACUGGUCAUACUGCUAACAAUAAGUUGGGAAUGAUGGCAUGUCGACCAGCUCCAGUUCAGGUGACUUGGAUUGGAUACCCUAAUACAACUGGCUUACCUAGCAUUGAUUACAGAAUAACUGAUUCACUGGCUGAUCCUCCUGAUACUAAGCAAAAGCAUGUCGAGGAGUUAGUUCGACUGCCUGAAUGCUUCCUUUGUUAUACUCCUUCUCCGGAGGCUGGGCCUGUUUCUCCAACUCCCGCUCUUUCCAAUGGCUUCAUAACAUUUGGUAGCUUUAACAAUCUUGCUAAGAUAACACCUAAAGUGUUGCAAGUGUGGGCUAGGAUACUCUGUGCUGUUCCAAACUCAAGACUUGUGGUGAAGUGCAAGCCAUUUUGCUGUGAUAGUGUAAGACAAAUAUUUCUUACGCUGCUGGAGCUGCUGGGGUUGGAAUCGCUCCGUGUUGAUCUAUUGCCUUUAAUUCUUCUAAAUCACGAUCAUAUGCAAGCAUAUUCCCUUAUGGAUAUUAGUUUGGAUACUUUUCCAUAUGCUGGGACAACCACGACUUGUGAAUCUCUCUACAUGGGUGUGCCAUGUGUUACGAUGGCUGGUUCAUUACAUGCUCACAAUGUUGGUGUGAGUCUUCUCAGCAAAGUUGGUUUAGGACAUCUGAUUGCAAAAAAUGAAGAUGAGUAUGUCCAGUUGGCAUUGCAACUGGCCUCAGACGUCACAGCUCUCACAAACUUGAGGAUGAGUCUUCGGGAGCUUAUGGCUAAAUCACCUGUCUGUGAUGGACUGAACUUUACCCUCGGAUUAGAGUCAACUUAUCGGGAUAUGUGGCGCAGGUAUUGCAAGGGUGACGUACCAUCUUUAAAGAGAAUGGAAACGCUACAACAGCAGGCUGUUCCGGUAGAGCCACCUAUCAAUAAUUCUGAGCCAACAAGGAUCACAAUCUCAAGGGAGGGUCCACCCUGACCUAUCAAGGCCAAUGGAUUUAAUAAUCCUGUUUCGUCAUCCAUAGAUCAUGGUGCAUAUCGCUGCUGAAGAAAAUGGAACGCAGUCAAAUCAGACUACAAAUUUGGGCAAGCUGAGCUGAAUUUGAAUCUGAUCUUACCGGUGCAUGUGAGCCAUUUAAUGGAUUCAAUAGUGUAUCUUAUAAAAGGGUGGAGCCUCAAUUUAUUUGCAUAGGACUAAAUACAAUUGGGAAAAGAUGCCGCAAGCAUAAUAUAUUUUCCAUUGUGACAGAGGAGUCUUGGCUGAUUGAAGAAAGAUGAUGCUUUGAGUUCCCUAUUUGUAGGUGUUAUUGUUUGCAUUGCAGUAUUUUCCUCCUCAAAUAUAUAAAUUAGUUGGCCUGUAAAUCAGGAGACCCGUCACCUUCCCCCGUCUGCCCUCCCGCUUCCGUCUUCACCAUGGCCUUUUCUCAAUAUGCAAGAUUUCGGGAUUGAUUUCAGAGUUGGAGAUGGGAUGUAACAAUUUAGGUUUCCACGUUUCCAUGUGAAUCAAUGAUCAUUCUAAUGGUCAAUAUAUUGCAGCAGAUUCAAACCUGGAACUUAUAUUGUUGUGUAAUGUCCAAUGCUUAUGUUGGUUUA